Electrophorus electricus (electric eel) is the source of this 2847-nucleotide messenger RNA. It is a transcript of the gene med15, whose product is annotated as mediator complex subunit 15. Lineage: Eukaryota; Metazoa; Chordata; Actinopteri; Gymnotiformes; Gymnotidae. The record is from RefSeq and is a predicted model, not a curated record. Gene Ontology annotation, biological process: regulation of DNA-templated transcription. Gene Ontology annotation, molecular function: transcription coregulator activity.
AAGAGAAACUAACAUUACACAAUGAAGAAUAACUCCAGAAUGCAGUUUUAUUUCUUUUUCUCUCAUUAAUUUGUUCACAGUUAUCCUUAAUACUGUGCUAAGUCCACACUGAUCACUGCAACGCAUGAGCUACGAUGUCUGGUAUGGAGGUUCCAGGGCCUGAUAAUGAUUGGAGGAGUCCAGGAUUUCGACAAAAAGUAGUGGCACAAAUCGAGGAAGCCAUGAGGAAAGCUGGAACAGCACAUAGCAAAUCCAGCAAUGACAUGGAGACUCAUGUGUUUACCAAGGCCAAGUCAAGAGAGGAGUACCUGUCCCUUGUUGCAAGGCUGAUAAUUCAUUUCAGAGAUAUCCAUAAAAAAGCACAAGGAGGACCAGAUCCAAUGAAUGCACUACAGACUCUAACAGGUGUAAGUGCUGGUGGUCCUGGUGCUGUUGGUAUGGGGCCUCGUCCUCCUGGAGCCCCAAUGGGUGGAAUGGGGACCAUGGGGCAGAUACAGAUGAGCCAACACGUCAUGCAGGGAGUUGCAGGAAACCAGCCUGGUGCUGCAGCAGGGCCAACGGGGCAGAUGCAGAUGCAGAUGGUGCAACAGCAGCAGCAGCAACAGCAGCAGUCCAUUCAGUUUCAGCAGUUCCAGGCGCAGCAGCAGACAACCAUGCAGGCACAGCCUCCCACGGCCAUGCAGCAGAAUGCCUUGCAGCAACAGCAGUUUCAGGCCCAGCAACUGAAGCUCCAGCAGCAGCUGCAGCAGCAACAACAGCAGCAACAGCAACAUCCAAGUCAAGCACUGCAACACCAGAACCAGCAGCAGCAAGCCCAGGCACAACAGCAACAGGCCCAGGCACAACAGCAGCAGCAACAGAACCAGUUGCACCCAUCCAGACUGCAACAGCAGCAACAGCAGCUAGUUCAGCUUCAGCAGCUACAGCAGCAGCAAGCCCAGGCCCAGGCCCAGGCCCAGGCUCAAGCCCAAGCCCAAGCCCAAGCCCAAGCCCAAGCCCAAGCCCAAGCCCAGGCCCAAGCCCAUGCACAGGCCCAGGCCCAGGCCCAGGCCCAGGCCCAGGCCCAGACAAUUCAGCAUCUUCAGCAGCAGCAACUACAGCAAGCUCAGGCCCAGCCGGGUCAGAUGCCACCCCACGGUCCGCAGAUUCUCGUUCCCCAAUCUCUGCCCGGACCAAUGCCCCCAGGACAGCAUCAGGCAAUCAGUUCACUCAGCCAACAGCAGCAGCAGCAGCAUCAACAGUUGAAGAUCCAGCAAGCAUUCCAGGCUAGAGUGUUACAGCAGCAGCAGCAGCAGCAGCAGCAGCAGCAACAAGCCCAGGCCCAGCAGGCGGCAGCCCAGGCCCAGCAGGCGGCAGCUCAGGCCCAGCAGGCGGCAGCUCAGGCCCAGCAGGUGGCAGCUCAGGCCCAGCUUGCAGCAGUGCCUGGACAGAUGAUGCCCCGUACUGGGAUGCAAAUUCCACCCCGGCUGCCUCGUACCACCCCGAACUCUGCCAUUCCUCAAAACCCUGCUGCCAUGGGAGGACAGCAAAUGCCACAGGCCCAGCAAAUGUCUUCACCCUCCCCAGUUCAGGUGCAGUCAGCCCAGCCUGCUAUGCCUCCCCCCCCUCAGCCGCAGCCCUCACCACAACCAUCCUCCUCACAGCCCAACUCAGUCAGCUCUGGACCCACCCCUUCCCCAGGAGGAUUUCAACCCAGUCCCUCUCCACAGCCUUCCCAGAGUCCAGCCACGGCACGCACCCCUCAGAACUACCCCCUUCAAGUGCCCUCUCCAGGACCUCUUAAUACCCCAGGCAACCCUAGCUCUGUGAUGAGUCCAGCAGGCUCUUCCCAGUCAGAGGACCAGCUGUAUAUGGACACACUCAAACAGCUCUCCAAAUACAUAGAACCACUGCGAAGGAUGAUUAAUAAAAUUGACAAAAAUGAAGAUAGGAAGAAGGACUUGAGUAAGAUGAAAAGCCUGCUGAAUAUUCUCACUGAUCCCAACACAAGAUGUCCCCUCAAAACACUACAGAAGUGUGAAAUAGCCUUGGAGAAACUCAAGAAUGAUAUGGCAGUGCCUACUCCACCUCCUCCCCCAGUGCCUUGUACAAAAAAGCAGUAUCUGUGCCAGCCCCUCCUGGAUGCUGUCUUGGCAAACAUCCGCUCACCGGUUUUCAACCAUUCUCUUUAUCGAACAUUUGCUCCUGCUAUGACAGCCAUACAUGGACCUCCAAUCAUAGGACCCAUAAUUCCAACUCGUAAGAGAAAGUAUGAAGAGGAUGAUCGUCAGACCAUCCCAAACAUACUGCAAGGUGAGGUAGCACGCCUCAGUUCCAAAUUUCUGGUCAACCUGGACCCAUCUUUCUGCAGCAAUAAUGGGACAGUGCACCUCAUCUGCAAACUGGAUGAUAAAAAUCUCCCCAGUGUUCCUCCUCUGCAACUAAGCAUUCCAGCAGACUACCCUGAUCAGAGCCCUCAAUGGGAUAAUGAUAGUCAGCAGUAUGAAGCCAACCCCUUUUUGCAAACUGUGCAUAAGACCAUGACCUCCAAACUCCUUCAGCUUCCUGACAAGCACUCUGUCACAGCCCUGCUUAACACUUGGGCUCAGAGUGUGAGGCAAACAUGCCUCUCUGCAGCGUAGGUAUGGCAUUUUCCCCACCAACGGUUUGUUCAGACUAUAAUGUCCUUUCCUGAUAUAGCUACUCAUAGCCAGUGCACUUUGUUGUAUGAAUAUGAUGAGGGGAAUAAGAUUGGGGGGGGGGGGGGGGUUGCAUUUGAAUCAGUAGAGAAUUGUUUAGUCAUAAAAAUUGUCGAUGUCCAUGUCUUGCUUUUAAUUUACACAAAUAAAUAUUUUCUGCUUCACUCCA